UGUCCUUGCUCCUUCAUUGCAGAGCAGGGUGGUUUGUGUGGCUGCUGCAAGAAAACAUGCUGGGUGUCUAAGGGGAAGCAGCAAGCAAGGAGAGAGGUUCAGCUUGGGUCAAACAGCUCCACAUGUUGGGCAGUAGGUCAUCAUUAUCAAGCUGAUGCACUUCCAGGUUGCUGUUUUGUUUACUCCCAGUAUCAUUAAAUGUUCAUUUCUGAUAGUGUUUUCAGUGGCAUGGAGUUACAAGGAGAGGUUAAAAAACAUGUUUGUCACCAGGGCAUGCAGCUCUUCCCAGGCAGUGCAGCACAGUGAAGCCAGAAGCUCCUGCAUGCCUGUCUUUUUCUUUGGGGACACAAGUGGAAGCGAAGGACAGAGGCCCCCUCACCACAUGAUUAUUCUGCUCAGGUUUAUUUUCAACUAGGGAACAUGUUCACAUUGUGCAGUGAAAUGUAGGAGACAACUGGGUCAGUCUGCCCUGCAGCAAGAGACAGCUCUCAUGGCCUUUGCAGACCAAAUGUGUGGGAUUACUGUGGAGUAUGUCUCAUUACACCUUGCUUCUGCUCCAACUUUCAGUCUUACUGUUUAGUGUGGUUUUGGUGCCACUGCCAAAAUUCUCUUCAUCUUGCAAUUCCUUGAUGAGAGCUUUUUCCCUGUAACAGGUACUUAGAGAACAAACCAGAGCAAGAGAGACCUCCCAUUAUGCAGUGCAAAUCAAACUGAGUGUUAAAUGCAUGGAGUCACCCACUUUGAAGGAAUGAAGAGCGGGUUCUGAGUGGCAUACAAGCACGUACAGCACCUGUUAGGGCAUUUGAGUUGAUACUUUCAUGUAUUUUCAUUACAUGUUACUUAAUAACUUGUAAAAAGCAAUAUCAUUGGAUGAGACUCUAGCACAAUUUAAGUUACAGUUUUGUGAGAAUAUUACAGUCUGAGGAGAAGGAAAAAUGAUGUCUUGAGAGGUCAGUCAGGGUGAGAGCUGUCCCAGAAUUAAAUCCAUUGCUGUUCCAGAACUGCAAAAGUGUUUAAAGAUGAGUGCCUUUGUGGCAGUAUCUGCACUGAGACUAUCCAAGAGUCCAUUCCUUGCUCUUCAUUCUGAACUCCAGCAUUACAUUCUGCCCUUUCCACUGGAGCUUAGCACAGCAGACUGAAGCCUUCAUCCAUGUGCUCUGGACAGAUGAGGUGCUGAGGAGUAAAUACACUGAAAUUCUUCCUAGUUGUCCUAAGUGCAGCUCCUGCUCAGCAGUGGGAUAGAUGGGACUUGAGGGUUUGUCGCCCAUGUGCUGCUGCUAGUGAGGUGAGAAGGCUUGGUGUGCUGCUUCCUGCUCUUGUGGGCUGGGGUGGGUGGGAGCACUUCCUUCUUUGCAACAAAGGAACCAGAGGCACUCCAUGCAGAGCCAAGGGAUUGGCUCUUGUGAAAGGGUAGCUUUGAUGGAGGUGUUUGCAAAUAUCCAGUAGCUGGUGAAAGCCUGGCCUGUGCUCUAGCCUGUCCUGGUGGGUCUGACGGCAUCUCAGUCCAGUACUGAAGGUUGGAGGGAGAGUCAGUAGUUUCUCAUAGUAUGGGGGUUGUUCCAGGAGAGGAGUAAAGGACAAUGAUGCACUUCAGCACAAGUGUUGAACAAUGUUGAAAGUGGAACAAGGGAUAAAUACAAGGACCAGGUUGAAAGCAAUGGCAAGGGUUGUUCUUCCUGGGUGCCAUGAAGGCCCUUUGGUGGGUCCUGCUGGGCCAUGAAAACGGUCUCCUGUGGGGAAUCUGCAGAUCCUUCCCAGGGACCAGCGCAUCAGCCAGGAUGUGGAGAGGUUCUGCAGGCAGCUCAGCUCCAUGGCCGGCAAGCUCGUCAUCUCACCCUUCACACUGGCCUACUACACAUACCAGUGCUUUCACAGGCUGGCUAGGCCCGGUGAGCAUCUUUGGGUAUUUCAUCAUUGGGACGAUGAUUAACAAAGUGUUGAUGAGCCCAAUUGUGUCUAAACUUGUGCAGCAGGAAAAACUGGAGGGAGAUUUCAGGUUCAAGCACAUGCAGAUUCGUGUCAAUGCAGAACCAGCUGCUUUCUACAGGGCUGGGCGAGUGGAGCACAUGCGCACAAACCGGAGGCUGCAGAGCCUGCUGAAGACCCAGAGAGAGCUGAUAGGGAAGGAGCUGUGGCUAUACAUUGGGAUCAACACCUUUGAUUACCUGGGCAGCAUCCUGAGCUAUGUGGUCAUUGCCAUUCCCAUCUUUUCUGGUGUCUACGGCGACCUGAGUCCAACAGAGCUCAGUGCCCUUGUCAGCAAGAAUGCCUUUGUUUCCAUCUACCUCAUUGGCUGCUUCAGCCAGCUCAUAGAUCUCUCCAGCACUGUUACUGACGUAGCUGGCUACACACACAGGAUUGGUGAACUACAGGAGACCUUGCUGAGCCUUGGCAGAAAAGAAAAUGGUAACUACUCAGAAGCCAAAACCAGCUGGGAUUUGGACAGCAGCCAUUCUGGGGAGGACCCAGUGCCAAGGGACACAGCUUUCCUUCUGGAGCGAGUGACACUCUCAGUACCAUCCUCUGGCAAGCUGCUCAUCAAGGACUUGAGCCUCAGGAUCUCACAAGGACAAAGUGUGAUGAUUGUGGGAAACACUGGUACAGGGAAGACCUCUCUCCUGAGGGUCCUCGGAGGGCUCUGGGAGAGCACACGGGGGAGCAUCAGGAUGCUGACCUGCUUUGGCCCCCGAGGAGUGGUGUUCCUACCACAGAGGCCCUUCUUCACUGACGGAAGCCUGCGUGAGCAGGUGAUCUAUCCCCUGAAGGAGAUCUAUCCACUUUCAGGGUCUGCAGAUGAUGAGAGGAUUGUGCGAUUCCUGGAGCUGGCUGGGCUGACUGAUUUGCUGGCAAGGGCUGGAGGACUGGAUGAACAGGUGGACUGGAACUGGUAUGACAUCCUAUCCCCAGGGGAGAUGCAGAGGCUCUCAUUUGCACGGCUCUUCUACCUCCAGCCAAAAUACGCAGUGUUAGAUGAAGCCACCAGCGCCUUGACAGAAGAGGUGGAGCAUGAACUGUACCGUAUGUGCCUUCAGCUGGGCAUGACACUGAUCAGUGUGGGACACAGACCCAGCCUGGAAAAGUUCCACAGCUGGAUUUUGAAACUUCAUGGGGAGGGAAGAUGGGAGCUCACUCGAUGUGAGAAAUUGAAGCGUCUCCCCUCUGAGGAAGGAUACUGAAGAACUUGCCCUUGUCUGGCCAGCCACAGAACCUGCACAUGUGUGGAAGAGCUCUCAGUAGCAGACAUGGAGCUGCCAAGCCAGCAGCUGUGUCAAACAGUGUAAGACCAGUUCUGGAUUUUGCUGAUGGACACAGAGUAUGUCUGAACUCCAGAGUAUGUCUGAACUCAUGGUGUGGAGUUCUGCCAAGAGUAGACACAACCAUGCCACCCUUCUCCCAACCUCCUUCUGCCUCCCUGGCACUCACAAGAGAAAGGAGCUGAGCUCCUAGGCUGCCCUGAGAGAAGAUGCUGCCUCAUGGGUCUUGUAGAAACAACAACCAGAGAAACCUCCACUUUGUCUGGAAUACAUUGGUGUGAGGUUAGAAUGCAACCUCCUUUUCUGCUCUGUGUGCCUUGUGAGGAGCUCUGUCUUGGAUACACAGCUCUGCAGAACAGAUUUAUGUACCUUGUGGCUCUGUCAAGAAUUGUGUUUGCCAGCAGGAGACAAGGGCAUGAGAAUGCCACCACAGGGCAUGUCUCUGCUUUCUUUGUAACACACACUACAGGUGAAAGGAACAUUUUUGUAUUAAAAUCUGGGGCCUGUUUUCAAACUUUUUAUGGAGAAGAAU
Messenger RNA from Melospiza georgiana, 3786 nucleotides. RefSeq names its product ATP binding cassette subfamily D member 4 (gene ABCD4). The record is from RefSeq and is a predicted model, not a curated record. Gene Ontology annotation, molecular function: ATP binding; long-chain fatty acid transmembrane transporter activity; ATP hydrolysis activity. Lineage: Eukaryota; Metazoa; Chordata; Aves; Passeriformes; Passerellidae. Gene Ontology annotation, biological process: peroxisome organization; long-chain fatty acid import into peroxisome; fatty acid beta-oxidation. The transcript is spliced from 16 exons. Gene Ontology annotation, cellular component: peroxisomal membrane. The coding region runs from base 1686 to 3176 and encodes 496 amino acids.